Molecule: messenger RNA, 649 nt
Organism: Scheffersomyces coipomensis
Lineage: Eukaryota; Fungi; Ascomycota; Pichiomycetes; Serinales; Debaryomycetaceae
Exons: 1
Coding region: 238-495 (85 amino acids)
Source: RefSeq, a predicted model, not a curated record
UUUCUUUUUUUUUUUUGGUUGAGGAAUUUCUUUUUUUUUUACUUUUAUUUUGUGUUUCUGUCUGUCUGUCUGUCUGUCUGCAAUUUCUAUACAUAUUAUAAUAAGCCGUACAAUUUUAGUUAGUUACUUAGACCUUAAUUAAGAUGUUUAAUUACUUUCUUUACAUAGUUAAAAUUAGAAUUCUCAUUUUCAUUUUUUAUUAAAAUCGCUCUGUUUAGCGCUUAUCCUCUCUUUCAUAUGAUAUUACACCCCCAUCAGAUUUGUGUUAAUGUUUUUUAUUUAUUUAUUUUAUUUCUUCAACUGUUCCGUAUCUGCUGUCUUGUAUGUUACAAACUUGAAUAUUGCGCUAAUUGCAAUAUUCACCAUGUUGAUUAUACUCGAUUGUUGUCCGUUAUCUCGUUGUCCAUACUGUGUCUGAUAAAACUAAAAUAUUUACGCUUUUAUUAUUCCCCUUUUUUCGCAACUAGUGAAAAGAUCUUUUUCUGUUUACAGUAAAAUGGAAUAAAAAAAUCAUCUCACUUUUAUUUUAGUGACAAAUUUUUUCUUUCUCACUAAAAUAAAUUUUGUUACAAUGCAAAAUUUUUCUCAUCAUCGAAUACUGAAUAUACUACAGUAGUCUAGAAUGAAUAAUAAUAAUAAUAAUAAUAAU